Molecule: messenger RNA, 990 nt
Organism: Cordyceps fumosorosea ARSEF 2679
Lineage: Eukaryota; Fungi; Ascomycota; Sordariomycetes; Hypocreales; Cordycipitaceae
Product: nucleolar protein NopA
Exons: 4
Coding region: 1-990 (329 amino acids)
Biological process (GO): rRNA methylation; box C/D sno(s)RNA 3'-end processing
Cellular component (GO): box C/D methylation guide snoRNP complex; nucleolus; small-subunit processome
Molecular function (GO): RNA binding; histone H2AQ104 methyltransferase activity; rRNA methyltransferase activity
Source: RefSeq, a predicted model, not a curated record
AUGGCUCCUUUUGUUAGCCGUGGUGGUCCUCGCGGCGGUGCUCGCGGCGGUGCCCGUGGAGGUGGCCGCGGAGGCUUUGGUGGUGGUCGCGGCGGUGCUGCUGGUGGUCGUGGCGGUUUCGGUGGUCGUGGCGGUUUUGGUGAUCGAGGUGGCCGUGGUGGUGGUCGCGGCGGUCCUGCUCGCGGCGGUGCCCGUGGCGGUCGCGGUGGUCGCGGCGGUGCCCGCGGCGGUGCUGGCGGCCAGAAGGGCGGUUCCAAGGUCAUCAUUGAGCCUCAUCGUCACGCCGGUGUUUUCGUCGUCCGUGGCGGCAAGGAGGACGGCAUUGCUACCCGCAACUUGACGCCUGGCGAGUCCGUCUACGGCGAGAAGCGCAUCUCGGUCGACGAGUCCGUCCAGAACGACGACGGCACGACGACGACGACCAAGGUUGAGUACCGCAUGUGGAACCCCUUCCGCAGCAAGCUGUGCGCUGCCAUUGCCGGCGGUGCCGACGACAUCUACAUGAAGCCCGGCUCCCGCGUCCUCUACAUCGGUGGUGCCUCCGGUACCUCGGUCUCCCACGUCGCCGACCUGGUCGGUCCUACCGGCUACGUCUACGCCGUCGAGUUCUCGUCCCGCUCCGGCCGUGACCUCAUCGCCAUGGCCUCCAAGCGCCCCAACGUCGUCCCCAUCGUCGAGGACGCACGUCAGCCCGCCCGCUACCGCAUGAUUGUCCCCAUGGUCGACGUCAUCUUCGCCGACGUUGCCCAGCCCGACCAGGCCCGUAUCGUUGCCAUGAACGCCAACUGGUUCCUCAAGGUUGGCGGUGGUGUCCUCAUCUCCAUCAAGGCCAACUGUAUCGAUUCCACCGCCCCUGCGGCCGAGGUUUUCGCCAGCGAGGUGCAAAAGAUGCGCGCAGAGGCCAUCAAGCCCAAGUUCCAGCUCACUCUUGAACCCUUCGAGCGUGAUCACUGUCUGGUUGCCGGUGAAUAUACCCGUGUCAAGAACUAA